CUUUUCUUCUUUUAUUUUUCAAUUUAUUUUUCAUUUCUUAACAUGUCCACGAGUACACGUCGCAGUGCCCGUCUGCUUUCAAAGCCCGCCCCUGCCACCAGCACCACCACCCGCAAAGUGUCCUCCUCGAUCAAACCAAGCAAAGUGGCCAAACCCAAACCCAAGGCACUAGCAAAAAAACUAUUACCACCACCACCAUCACUUCUUCACCCAUCCACCUCAACACCAAACCCCCUGCUGCAGCAGGCUGUUUCUUCGCUCAGAACCAGAGAUGGCCUCGCCCAAGCUAUCCUCCACCUGAAGGCGUCCGACCCUAAACUGGGAAAAUUUAUCGAUACUGUGAAAGAACCAUGCACGGUCAUGCUGCCGAGGGAUACGCCGGAACAGUCUAGCUAUGUGUCGCUCUGCCAGUCUAUUAUCUACCAGCAGUUGGCUGGGAAAGCCGCUGCCGCUAUUCUUCUUCGCUUUCUUAAGCAAUACGGCAUACGCAAGAAACCCCAACAACCGCUGAUCUUGCCUACUGCUGCUGACGAAAUAGAAGAGAUGGAGGCACCGGUUACCGCAGAUGAUUUUAUAUUUCCGUCAGCCAGUUUGGUCUCUAGCCUGGAUGUCGACGAGAUGAAAUCCGUCGGGCUCGGACAAAGAAAAGCCGAGUAUCUCAAGGAAAUAGCCAGGCAAUUCCACGAGGGCUUAUUAUCAGAUACCGCAUUGGCAUUGAUGUCUGAUGAGGAAGUCUCUAGGACUUUGGUCACUGUUAGGGGGAUUGGACAAUGGACUGCUGAUAUGUUCCUUAUUUUUCAUUUGAAACGCCCCAAUGUCUUGCCUACUGUGGAUUUGGCUGUGAGGAAGGCUAUGUGUAAACAUUUUGGCGUGGCGUUUGGGAAGAAGACCCCGACCCAUGAACAGAUGGUCGAAAUGGGAAGCGUCUGGGAGCCGUAUAGGUCCGUGGCUACUUGGUAUAUGUGGAAAUACGCUGAUACUGUUACUCAAAAGUAAACGUGUUUUUCGUUUAGAUUUUUAUUGUUUUAUUGUUUUGUUGUUUAAUAAAAAACUAUUGCUGAAACUUUUAAA
Messenger RNA from Kickxella alabastrina, 1071 nucleotides. RefSeq names its product DNA glycosylase. The record is from RefSeq and is a predicted model, not a curated record. Gene Ontology annotation, molecular function: alkylated DNA binding; DNA-3-methyladenine glycosylase activity; DNA-7-methylguanine glycosylase activity. Gene Ontology annotation, biological process: base-excision repair, AP site formation; base-excision repair; DNA alkylation repair. The transcript has a single exon. NCBI's taxonomy places the organism in Eukaryota, Fungi, Kickxellomycota, Kickxellomycetes, Kickxellales, Kickxellaceae. Bases 43 to 996 code for a protein of 317 amino acids. Gene Ontology annotation, cellular component: protein-DNA complex; nucleus.